Molecule: messenger RNA, 339 nt
Organism: Saccostrea cuccullata (small rock oyster)
Lineage: Eukaryota; Metazoa; Mollusca; Bivalvia; Ostreida; Ostreidae
Exons: 4
Source: RefSeq, a predicted model, not a curated record
AUGAAUUUUUUGGGAGAUGAAACCAAAGAUACAGCAUCAGGAAGAUUCUUCAUCAGAACAUCAGGUCUUCUGAGGAACCACUACAAAGGGAGGAGAAGACACAUGAUAGAGACCAGAAGAGUGGAACAUCUUCUACAGCAUUCAGGGGGCUGGGACCCAGCACAAGGAAAUGACAUCAUAGACACCAGAAAACUGGUUCUCGACAAAAAGACUCUGGCAAAUGUCAAGUCAUCGGACAGAAAAGAAAUGAUAAUGAGACAGAUUUUAAUAAAGGCACCUGACUAUCCACCUGGAAGAAAACAGGUUUACUGCCAUCUUGGAUACUUUCUUCUGGGAAUG